AUGAACGAAGCAAUCUCCACAAACCCUGUGCUGGUUUUAGGCAGGGACGAGGACCUGCGCUUCAGCGUGUACCGGGACGUGGAGCGCACCCAGCCGCGCAGGAGGAACCGCAGGCUCCUGGUCUCAGAAACCGAAAGGCUUUCCUAUGUGGGGAAUAACUUUGGCAGUGGUGUUAUGAAGUGCAAUUCCCUUUGCAGGUACUUCAUUGGUGUGUUAGACAAGGAUACCGGGCAAAUGGACGUCUACAAUGCUGAAUUGUUCAACAUGCAGCCAUGGUUGUCAGAUAACUUAGUAGCUGAUGAAAGAGAGGAUUAUCAGAAUAAGUCCUACAGGGAGAAGAUGGAUUUGUGCAUUGAGGCUUUUGGUACCAGCAAGCAGAAGCGAGCCCUGAGCUCUCGGCGAAUGAAUGCAGUGGGGAGUGACAUCCUGAGCACAGCAGUCACAAAAGCAGCAGCAAACAUUAUAGACACAAAGGGAAUAACUGCUUUGAUCGAGGAUGUGGCCCAAGAUGACGUACAGAACAUUUCUAUCUUCCUGCCUCCAUGUCAUGAAGAUGCUGACAAACCAGAAGAUGUCUACAAAUUUGAGGACAUUCUCUCCCCUGCAGAGUAUGAAGCGCUGCGGGUUCCAGCAGAAGUCUUCAUUAACAUAACUCCAGAGGAAAUCAUUAAGAAAACAGAAGAGAAAAGCUAUUGCUCCUUUGUUCUGGAGGAGCUGAAGUUCUUGCCUCCUGAUGAGAAGAGCAGGGAUCACAAAGCCCGAUGCCUCUGGUUCCUAGAUAUUCUUAUUAAGUUCAGCUUCCUGAAAGUGAUCAAGAAGAAACAUCCAAUGGGCCCUGAAUGUCCACACAUCAUUAGCAGGAAACUCAUGAAGAAUUUCACUCUACUGACCUAUAACAAUGGCAGCAUCCAGAAUUUAAUCUCUGCAUCCAUGAAGGCUAAAAUCACAGCAUACGUCAUUGCACUGGCUCUGCACAUUAACAACUUCCAAACAGACCUUACUGUCCUGCAAAAUGACAUGAAGCUUCAAGAAAGCAGGAUGAUGGACAUUGCCAAGGCCAUGCGGUUAAAGGUCUCUAAAACAAAGGGGCCUCCAGAACUUGAGCCGGACCAGAACCACAAGCUGGCAACUCUUUAA
This is a messenger RNA of Tinamus guttatus (white-throated tinamou), 1137 nucleotides long. Lineage: Eukaryota; Metazoa; Chordata; Aves; Tinamiformes; Tinamidae. The record is from RefSeq and is a predicted model, not a curated record.